AUGACAGAAGGAAGGAGGAGUGAAAACAGAGAUGUAAAAGCUGGUAUGUGAAAAUGCAAAUAUGAUUGUUAAUCUGACAGCGUUAAACCGAGGGGUGAAGAUCCCUGAUGUCUUUGUUUCAACACCUAAACGUGCUUCGUGUCGCAGAUAGAAAAUGCAGUAUAACAUCUGAUCAAUUGUCCCAUUAUUUGUCCGCAUGAAACAAAAGAACGACGCUUAUCAGAAAUGUAAUGAAUGCUAAUUGUUGCACUAAAUCAAUGUGGCGCGAUGCCCGGUUUCUUCUGUGCUGCACGGACGAUAUCUAAUUGUUUCUGCAGAAAACUCAUUAGGAGUCAGUUGACUGGAAACUCUCGCAGGAGAAUCUCCGCAGUCAUCUGAUAACCUCAGCGUUCGCUUUCAGAGUUCACUCCAAAUCCUCUUACAGAGACAGUGAGAACAAAAAGCCCCUGAUUUCCCUCAGGUGGGAUGAUAUUAGUACACUUGAUUAUGAGAAGUCACAUUCAAAACACUCUUUGAAAACGACAGAAAAUGCUCGAUAAGAGUGUUGACUGCUUAGAUAUCUGUGGUGAAAUCAACAUUUGCUCUUGUGCAAAUAAGUGUUAAAAGUUAUCAAGUUUGUGUGAGAAAUCCAAAAAUCCAUAUAUGUUGUUUUCUGGCAUAAUUUGCAUGUGGUUUUAAUGACUUAAAUGAGGGAAAUUAUGGGUCAAGCACUCUUAACCAUGUCUUGGUGUGACUUUAGGGCCUCUUUGCCCUCUGCCUGUACUUGCGCACGUCAUGCCCCCUCUCCUCUCGCCCUCCUCGCUCAGGGGAGCACUUCACUGUAACGCUAGCUGCAUCCGUUGCAUCUUCAUCCCUCAUUAUUUCACCCCUCAAAGACCUUUGCUGGAAAUAGGAGAUGCUGCAAUCCAGAGGAAAGGUUUAACUCUUUGUUGUGUCACGCUGUGAGCUGUUUUGGUCUAACUCUGCCCGCCAUAACUCACCACACGCUCAUCAAAGAAAACACUCGCUUUAAGUGGGGGGGAAUCUUUGUUCGGCAUCAAAUAUUCAUCAUGAAAUAAACAUGUUUCAGUAGAGGUUCCACUGAAAUACCCACUCUGAUCUUCGUUUUACAGUCAGGGCUACCAUUAAUGCUGCCACAGUCAAUAAAAGCUCACAUGGCUGCUUGUGUGUGGAAGAUAUUGCCUUAAAGCUUCUGUCAGGAGUUUUUCAGGCAUUUAUGAAAGAGAUUGAAAUUUGAGUUGUUGUCUUUUUAUGAUGUAUAAAAGCAAACAAGGCCAUCAGAGAAAUCACUCACAAUCUUAUGGUGACAUUUUUAAGCCUGAAGGUCUUUUGAGGGGGUAGAUGUCAGUCAAGCAACUGAAUAAACAGCCCUGUUUUUACAUUUUCCACUUAAAAUUCUCACAAUAAGCGACAUAUUUGACUGUCAGCAGUCAGCAAGAUGAGAGGACACUACUUUGCCAAGUGGAGGACAAGAGAAGCCAAAAGGGGGUCCCAAAAUUAACUGAAAUGAAAAUCCUCACUCAGAACUCAGAAGGGGUUUUAUGGCAAUUAUCGAUGAACAGGAUUCACAGACUAGGAAUUUGUUUUGGCAUGAUGGUGCAACAAUAAACAGAGAGUAAUAUAAAAUACUAGAAUAAAAACUAAUAAGAGCAGGCAAGAAAUAAAGUAUAAAAGUAUAAAAAUAUAAAAGGUUAUGUACAAUGCUAUGUUCAAUAAGUAUAAAAGACAACUAUACAAUCCAGAACAACAGUGCAGUGGGAGGAGUGCAAUUAAAUAAGCUUAAAUAAGCACAGGAGCUUUAAUAAGCGCACCCAACAUGAUCCGCUGAUUUUCACAGUUUUUUCAAUUACAUGGUUUGUUGUAUUCAGAUUCAGAUAACUUUACUCAUCCGUGAAGGGUAAUUCAUUUCACAGUAACCCACCUUGUUAUUAAACAAUCAAUAAAAUAAUAAUAAAAUAAAUAAAUAAAUAAAUAAAUAGAUAAUAACUAUAUGUGCAAUAUGUCCAACAGUGAAAUGACUAAAAUGCAAUGAGAAAUAAUGCCAUAAAAGAAGUAAAAUAAGAACUAAAAUGAUCAGAGAAAGAAAUCUGAAAUUAUAUAAAAAAAAAUCCCAGCCUCCCAAAACAGACAUACAUAUGGUUUGUUAGCAGGCAGCAGGCCAGAGAUGAACCUAAAGAGGUGGCAGAAACCAAAAACACAGAUAAGAGAGAGCCUGAAAAUGUGCCUUCCAUUUCCGCAGGUGUCAUUGCAUAUUUGAUAUAAACUGGGUAACAGAUGCACUUAAGGUUAUCAUCCUUUUGAUAGGAAGAAUUUUAGAAAUGACAUGUUUUUACGGAGGCAAAAAUGUUCAGACUGAGUUUAGUUUUGCCCACUAGUUGGACCCGUAAGUCAGACAGAGUGCUUUUGACUUACUGGAGCACUGUCUGUGGUCUAAUUAUAAUGUAUUGUGUCCACUUUUACCCAACUUUCAGAAAUGUGAUCAAAAUAUUGUUUUUCAUGCUAAAAUUUUUCAUAGACUCAUAAAGAACCUUUGAUGUAAUUUCUUCUCAGAGGAGAUGUUAGCAGAUGAUGGACAGAGUUUAAAACGAGACUCUUUUAAAGUCUUCUUUAAGGCUUUAAGAAAAAUCAAUAGCAGACACAGAACAAGCAGCCUUACUUACAUCUGAUUAAAUAAAUCUGUCUGAUUGCACCACUAAGGGCGAAAACUCGAUAGCCCUGCUGAUGGUUUCUCCCUCGACUUUACAGCUUGAUCUGUUCCUCUCUUCAAACACUCUGCCUGUCUGUCCCCAGAGGCUCUCUCCUCAGCUACAUUAUGAUUGAUCGCCGUUUCUAUUUCAUUCGGGAGUCGGGCUGUAGAGCAGGUAAAUGAAUUGUGGGUGGGUUUGUCUGUUCCAUGAGCAGGGUGUUGAAUACUGUGUAUAAAUUAUCACAGUUUGACUGACAUUUCAUACCCCACUAUUAUUUUAAUUGACAGACAACAGCUAUUUGUAUGUUGCUGUAAAAAGAGCCCUGCUGAAUUUGAGUGUACAUGACAUCCAACCAAUAAAUAGCAAAGUAGAGAUGGAUGUCUAUAUUCCUGCAGAUACACAGGAUUUGUCAGUUUAAUUUGUUGUUUCAGUGUGCCUUACUGUAUUGAGGCCUUUUAUUAUUUUUCCUGUCAUUGCAGCACCAAAUAAGGAAAUAAGUGGACGAAUAUAAAAAAAAAAAUCCAGAUGAAUAAUACAAACUCAUUUUUUUCUCUGCAGUGGUCAAUCUACAUAAUACUAAUGUGUUUACCAUGAUUGAAUUCAGACACAUUUCUGCUGUAUUUCCGCUCAUUCGAGGUUUUAUAUCGACAAAAAUCCAUCAAAUGAUAAUAAUACUGUUAGGUUAAAUCACUGGUGUUUCAAUAAAUGGUUUGGUUGAGUCAGAGGUACAUUCAAUAAAUGCUGUUAAGUAUGACAUGUGAAUUAGUUCUAGUCUAAUUGACACAGAGCGGUUCCUGCUGUUGUGUUCAGGGACAUAAGGAUCCAAGCGGGGCCUUUUUGUCACAGAAAUAUAGAAGAAACAUGUUUCCUACUAAAGAUUCAAAUCAAUAGUAAUGCUCCUGAGAAUGACUGAGUGCUUUUACAAUCAAGUGCUUGAACUCACAAACAGUAACAUGUAAAAAAAAAACACAUCACUUCGUUGACGAUCACGACUGUGUGAUUUUCUUUGGAGAGAAACUUGCAGAGUUUGUAGCAGGAAACUUGUGAGGGAGUGAAGACUGCAGGCAUUAUUAAUUGUCAGGGCUGAUCCUGCAGAGUGAUCAAUCUGCUGUUAGAGUCGGAUUGUUGGGAGGUCGGUAAUGAAGUCAGCAGACUGACUUCAACACUGACUCUGCGCAGCCUGACUUACAUAUUGAUGAUCUAUUGCUGCACAAGACUGAAGAGAUUCUCACUUCACUGCAGCUUAGAGAGUACAUUGUUCGUUGAACUUCUUCUCAUAGACCACAAUGGUUAUUAUUUUGUCUGUAUCCUGUAUGAGCUUUACAUUUGAAUAUCAGCUUUGUUCGCUGCUAGUUUAGUAUAAUUUUGUAGUGUCCUUUGUAUUGGUAUACUGAAAGCUACAAAGAGCUGAGUCAUUUAUUUGGCACUUAAUUAAUAUUUAUUGCAAAUAUGAUCAUUUUGAUUAUCAUAACCAUAACAAGUGCUGAUCAUGGGAUGGGUGGCCCCACAAUACAAUAUUAUCAUGAUACUUGGGCCACGAUAUGAUAUUAAUGCGAUUUUUAACAUUUUGCAAUACGGUGAGUAUUGCGAUACAUUAUAUUGCAAUUUAUAUAAUUUUUUGGUGACACAUUACUAAUCUGUUGAAUCGCUUAAAUCUGUGGUUGUGUGAGUCUGUUUGUAGAUAAAGACCUUCACCAAUUCUUUAUAUAUUCUUAUGUAAUAUUGAUAUUAUGUAGUAUUAAAACCUACUUCUGUCUUACAAAUGACUGCAGCUUAUCUCUCUUGCAGGACAAAAUUGGAUAGUGCAACACGGUGACGCUCCCUGACAUUCGGGACACUCCAGUUUUUCAUCAUUUUAAAGGUCAGUGCUGCAAGACAAUCUGCGAGUGGAUAACAGUACAAUUAAGCAUAAAAAAAGCCUCUGCGGGUACAUGAGUAUUACAUCAAAAUAAACUGAGUGACAUUAAAGCUCCCUGUGUUUGUGCACAAAGUGGUUACACUUGUUUUUGGCUUAAAUCCACAUAAAUCACCGCUCAGCUCACACUCACAUGUCCUCACAUUAUGCAUAAUUUUGAUCAGCUCAGUGUCGGGGGUCCGAGGCUGUGGAAACAGGUGGUUCUCUCUCUCCAGGAGUUGGCCCUGCACUCAGCUAAAGUUAGCCGUUUGGAUGGUGCCGGUUGGCCACUAGGCUUAGUUCCGCUAGGCACAGGGUCAGUGUAGCAGGGUGCCUUAAUGACGCUUGGCUCCCACUCCCAAAACAGGAUUAGGUGAUUUGUGGCCAUGAGGCCGCUAUAAUUGCCCCUGAUUACCAGUCGCCAGUGCGGUGUAGAGAAAGGUCACUUGGUCUGCAGCCCUGAAACCCUUUGGGCUCAUAAUCCCUCAACGCCCCGUGUCUGCCCGCUCCACACCUCUGAGUCUGCAGCGAGAUCUGGAUCACCUCUUUUGUCUGUUAUUGUCUGAGUCUUAAUCGUUUCUUCUUUCCUGUCGCUGUUCGGUGAAUGGAAAACAGAAAACAAAGAAAAACUGCUGCUGACGUUCCAGCUUCACCUCCGAGUAUGUGCUCUGUCCUUUGGGUUGCUCAUUAUCUUUGGCUGAAAAUAUGUGACCUUGUUUGGAACUAAAAGAAAAUCGACAUAGCACUGGUGCAUUGAGAAAAAUCCACUUCUAUCACAUUCUUGCCUCUUGUUAAGCUUCGUAAAGGCUUUGGAAAAUUCCCUCAAGCCUCCUCUGUGUUUUUCCUUCUAAUCGAGGGAUUUCUCUCCUCUUUUUUUAAUUCUAGCUUUUGUUUGCCUCCGAAAAGAAGCUUCUUGUACAGAUAUAAUUAGCUGAUUAAUGUGUGAAGUUACAGACAUCUCCCUUCUGAGGUGAAAAUCCUCCUGUUAGUCUCACGGUGUGAAAGUGGAAGAUGCUUAUCACUUAGUUUAAGAUUGUAAACGUUAAGGGUUUUCUCUGCACAGAGGCUGGAUGGUGAGUGCGAAGCCAACAGGUAUUGAUAAAUUCAAAGCGUUGACAUUUAUAUGUCUGUAUGUACAUCUGCUUCUUCAGCUGAGGUUCAUAUGAAGUGCUGUAUAUUCUUGAAGGCAGAUUUCAAGAGCUGGAAUUUGUGAAAUAAGCAUUUUAUAUAUGUUCUCAGUCUGUUUUUGUCCUUUUCGCUCGUCUUUUUCAUCUUACCUUAAAGACAUUUUAUAUUUAAGCCCCUUCAAUAGCAAAGUUAUUGCAGGCUAAUUAUACUCUGGAGGAUUUUUACCGAGUUAAUCCAUCUUAAUCACAGCCAGCAGUAAUUCUGCAGAGAGAAGUGGAAGUGAGAAUAGAAAGAAAGUGGGCGAGCUUUUAACUGCAAGUUAUGAUAUCCGAAACAAUCUCAAAGAUUAUAACUUUGAUGAAUAUUUGAAGCUGUUUUGUCACUUUUUGUGUUAGAAUGACAAACACAAUGAGCCUGUGGAUCAGAGCUAUCGCAUUUCCAUCAAUGAACUUGGCAUCAACAAUGACAUUUAUACGAAAAAUAACAAGAGAUGCAUCAAUGAGUUUUAUUAUUUUGGUUUCCAAGAAAGGAAAUAUGAAAAACCACCACAGAUUAAACCUUCAACUCACUCCCAUGACAAAGACACAUUUGACCAUUGGCAGGGCAUCUGUCUGGAGAUGUCGCAAGUAUCACAAGUACACCAGCCAAGCUCCAAAGUCACACCUUCAUUUAUUACUUGUCACCAGAGAAGCUACCAUAGACAAGGACAUUAUGACCUUAUAUAUAUGAAGCAGUAUUUGGUAACACUUUACCUGAUGCCGAUCUCUUUAACACAUUAUAAAUAUACGUAUAAUGCGUUAUAAUCAUGUUACAGCACUGUAUAACUAUAGUUAUAAACACUCAUAAACGAUCAUAAUGGUUUAUAGCAAUAAUCAUAACACAUUAUAAAGUAUUUUAUCAUGACUCACAAGGUCAGGUAUUAAAAUAUGUUAUGCUUAUUGUUAUAAUAAAUGUUUAUAAUAUAGUUAUACAAGUUUAUAAGCAAAUUCACAUCAUAAAUAUAUGUAUAAUGCAUAAUCUAUGUGGGCAUUGUCAGUGAGUUGGGAACAGUUAUAACACAUUAUAAUACCUGAACUUGUGAGUCAUGAUAAAAUGCUUUAUAAUGUUAUGAUUAUUGCUAUAAAGCAUCAUGACCAUUUAUGAGUGUUUAUAACUAUAGUUAUACAGUGCUAUAAUGUGGUUAUAACGCAUUAUACAUAUAUUUAUAAUGCGUUAUAGAGAUAGGUGUCAAGUAAAGUGUUACUGAGUAUUGUAAUAAAUACAGCAGUUUUCUUUAGGCUUCAAUAAAUUAUAAUCCCUCAAGAUUAAAUAAUAAGACUUAAUUUUAGUUUGAAAAAUGCCAAGUGAGGUGAAGCAUCAAAAAAUCUCCAGAUUAUGUUACAACUAGAUCACAUUAAAUGAAAAAUUACAACCAAACCAACAAGACAGCUCCAUUCAGUUAUUGUUAUCAUGUCACCAUGAAUCAGUGUUGAAUGUUCUCGAUGGAGGCUCACAUAUAUAUAAGGGCAGACAGGGGAACAGGAGCCCUUGUGAAAAGGUGGGGGUGGACAUAAAGGUUGAGAAGUACUGAACUGAAAUAGCCAUCAGUUUAUUUUCGCUUAGCAGUUUUUGCAGUGAAAGGCGUUUGGAAAGUGUCCUUCACUCUUACUCAUAUUUGCAGCGUCGGCACAAAGCCUUUGGACUCGUGUUUGAUGAAUUCUUCGUCCCUUGUAAAACCAUUCAGCCGCCUCACGAUGGAGGACUGUGAGCUGGGCUUAUAAAAGAUUUAUGUGACAAACGCCAUUUUAGCAAGUGUCAGCCGAGUACCACAACAUGUGUGUUAUUGUUCAUUGUUGGGUGCAGCCAGCCCUCCUCCUCAGGUCCUUGACUUUUCACAUAAAGGAUGAUGAGAAUGACCCAGUGUGACUGUUUGUUCUCCAAUUUGUUCUGCAGUUCCUCUGGAUCCUGAAAGGUGCCUUUGGCCUGAAGCAGAGCUCCCUCUGAACUGACUGAAUUGCUUAACUGGGUGAGAAAUUAAGAUUUAUCUGCACAUCUGUGAGGCUCUGGCUGUUCGCAGUCACAGAGUGUUUAAACUUCUCGCUGCACAAAGACAAAACACCAAAUCAAGACAGAUUUGAGCAAGAGUUAGAAAGUAUCAAGGUGUUUACUUAAUCCCCGCAGCUAUCACUUUCACGUCAGCUGUCCAAAAUCGUGACUCAACUCUUUCUGUGCAUUUUUGAACUGUUUCAUUUAUUCUGGCUUAAGCUCUUCACUAUCGUCUGAACUGCCACUCCACCUUCAUUUCCUGCCAGGCCCCAGUGCAGGCUCUCCCUCAGCUGACCUCUCACACAGUGAACCCCAUGAAUGGACAAUAGUGCCCUUCAGCAGGGCCCCAUGACCACAGCAAAGCCUGCAGCUGGAGCACAGAGCGAGGCUGCCCCGGCCCGAGGGUACGCUAACAGCUGAGAGAGAUCACUGAGCAGCCGAGGGGAUUUUUGGAGAAUGCUCGGGGAAUCACAGAUGUGAGAGAUGAAGAGUGGACUCCACGCCAUGCCAGAGGAUCAAGAGCUGAAGCUGUUUAUUAGAUGCAGAGGGGGAGCUGCCUCUAACAGGUGCUCGGGGGCUGGAUGUUGUAUCUGGGAAGGGACAGCACACGGGUGAACCUCUUUAAAGCCUCGGGCUAUUUGUCAUCAGACAAAGGAGGACAGGGUCCAGAGCAGUUACAGCCAAAUCUAAAGAGUCUCUCGCUGAAGAUGAAAGAUUUGUAUGAAGUGACAGAAAAUCAAAAUCUUUAACCUUUAAUUUUUCCCCUGUGGAAAAUAUCUACCACGUCUUUCACAAACAGAAUAAAAAUGCUUAUCAUAGGGACAAGAAUUUUUUUUAUAUUGGGAGUUUUGUUGGAAAAAAAAAACUUGUCCUCAAAAUAUCAAGUCAACUUUAAAGUCAUUUUAUACAAGCUGAAACAAAACACCAUUUUUCACAGGCUAGAUGCUGAGUAAAAGGAUCCACAAAACAAACUAGCAGAUCAAACAAAAUACAGAAGACAAAUAAAGCAGGUGUGCUACAUCAGGUGAGUGAGAUCCAGAGUUCAAAAGCAAAAAAAGACCCUCAGGAACAGGAUAAAGGAUCAUUACGUCAGAGUUUUUAACCCCUGAAAACUGCGAGAGGGGAGGAGUAGGUGAUGAAACAACUCUGUUUUUAUGUUUUCUGUGUAAAAUAUUUAUUUAAAAAAUGAUUUAUUUCACUGUCAAGCAUUAAUUGUCAGACAAUACAACUUUGAUUUGUGUUUUUUAUGGCAGAUUUGUGUUUGUGUUGUCGCAAAAGCACAAUAUGAUUUUUAAAAUCCCCCUACGUCGUCAUUUUAAGGUGUUUUCUCUACAACAUAAAAUAGUUCACACACAGUUAACUCAACACAGAUUUUCUGUUGAUGAAUCUGGACCUCCUUUACUUCAGAGACAUUUUCAUUGAGCUUGUUUCAGCUCAGAGCAAUCACAGCGUCUCAUCUAAUGUGGUGCUGAUUUGAUAAACCGUCAUAAACAGCAGUUAAAGAUUCAUGUACAGAGAAGUGCUGCUGAAGAAAGAUGUAAACAACCAAGAUGGCAGCUGCCGAGUCUGUAUGUUGACAGCCCUCUGCAUCAGACACACCCUUCAUUUUGUAAAUUUGCAGAAAUAAAAAUGAACAGAGAGGUUCAAGGCUUUGGGUUUUAAUUCUAAAAGUUUUUUCAAAUUUUUCCCUCACUGAUUCUGUAGUUCAAGAGAGAAAUAGGUCAUGAAAUUAACCUGCUUUGAUUUUUGGCAAAGGUUCUGUCUUCACCCCGUCACAUUUAAAGGAAAUGUAAAGUAGGUCAUGUAUUUUCGUUUGCAUGAGUAGAUUUUCACGCUCCUUUCGAGCUGUUCCGAGGGUUUAGCAGAGUUAUGGAGCCGGCUGAUGCAGUAUUGACCUUUGCUUUGCUUGUGUAAUGAAUGAUCAAUACCUCUUAGUGAGAACGUGUCUGUAACAAGUUGUCAGGGCGGCAGCAGCUUCUCUGACAUCUUUGUGAAGAAACUUGUUGGUAUCAAACUAAUCGCUUUCUGGUGAUUAGAAGCUUGUUUUGGUGUCUCAUUUCCCCUGAAGGCUUUCUAAUUAGACGGAAAAAAAAAAUCAAUUAUGGUUAAAACACACCAAACGUGUCUUAUCUUCUCUCGCCAGGAAGUUGUUUGGUAGUUUUAGCCACGGGGCAAACGCAGGCUAAAUAUCUAAAUGCUAAUAAGAAGGAGGGAAGGGAAAGAGUCAACGUAGGGAGGGAACCAUCAAUCUGGUCAUCUGACAGAUCAAUAUGAUGGAGAUUCUGUCAUUAUCAUCAUCAUCAUCAUCAUCAUCACGGUAAGUCUUAACUUGAUUAGAAAAAGCCUUUCAGUCCAGCCAGCUCGGCUGCACGGUGAAGUCGUCCAAAUACUUGCCGGCGCCCUUGCUCUGCCUCUCCAAAUGAGUUUUCAUUAGCAUAAUGCUGUGUGCUGCUGCUCGGUGAUUUCUUUUAAUCAACCCCGGAGUCACUGGUAAUUAGUAACAGACGACUAAUGGAUUCAGAUGGACACUCUUGGCAUCCUCUGACUUAUCUUUGGCUGAUUUGAUACCAAGAGGAAUCUCAAUGGCAGCUGCGACUGACAAAUGUAUUCAUAUCAGGGGAUGGAGGCAAAUUAAAAUAGGUUGACAUCGAUUUUAAAACAGCUGUCUCCUCAUGAAUUCAGCACAUUUUGAUAUUCGGUCUUACACCAGCUAUUGUCACUCAGAGCUGGCUGUCUCCAGCACAUUUUAGCUCAAUGGAUCACAGAUUUGACAUCAACCUAAUCUUCCCCCGCAGGAAAAAAACACACCCCUCCUCAGAGCCGAUUGGAGGAAAUUGACAUUCCCCUCCACCGUUUCCAUCUCGGACCGAGUCUGGCAGCUUUGUUUCUCCACAGGACAUGUAGUGAUUGGAGUUCUGAGAGGUAAUAGGAGGAAUAAUAUCCUGCAGUGCGGAGACACAGAGUGAAAGGCUAAGAGAGUCACAGAUGAGGAGAAAAAAAAAGUUGUUAAAAUUCAUAGAAAGAAAAAAAAAGGAAUCAACUGCAGAAUACAUUACCCAGCAUCAACUGUUCCAAGGACGGCAAAGGUCAGACUGCUCGUCUGGCGCUUGGUCUCACACUCAGUGGGACUGUGGGACUACAUUGUAUAGUAAAAACCAGGGAUUAUAGAAGCUGAGAGAAAAGCUCCACAUCCAUACUCUGAACCUGUGAUGACUUUGCUGCAUCACUGUCCACAUAGAUACCAGCAUGUGCAUGUGUGUAUCCUAUCUGCUUGUGUUUGUAAAAUGACUGUAGCCACUGACCCAUUUUUUCCUCUUAAAUUUAGCAGCCACGCAACGCCCCAACGCUCCUCUUCACUCAGCUGCUCUGACCUUUGAUAGAGCAGACUUAGAGAUCAUGUACCCUGCAAACCCAGAGCUUGUCUGCAGCCUAAUCUGUCCUCAGGCCGAGUCUGAUGUUGCCCUGAGCUUAGGCGAGUUCAUUGCAGACACAGAAAUUCACCAGGAUGUGUUCCAGCAGGAUUGCAAAUUACUAACAUUGUUUAAUCAUGGAUUGAUAAGAACAAUAGUUUCCCCGGAGACCAGACUACCACGCACUUAGAUCCUAGACAUACAACCUCCCAAACAUCACUCUUUGUCAUUCUGUUUGCUUGCGGCCUACUGUUUCUUAAAUAUACACAGAUCACUCACGCCUACACACACCGACACAGACAAAGAGUCCGUCCAAACGUGAGUGAAAAUUUUAAAAAGCUGUGCUUUCCCUCUUUUUUCUCUCAUGCUUAAAUCCCCCUCCAUGCCCUCCAACCUCUUUUCUUCCUCAACUUUCCUUCUUCAAAGUUAUGAUAGUGUGAGAUUAAAUUUAACCAGAGGCCCCACCCAGACCGCCUCUCCCUCUCCCUCCUUCCCAGGGACUCAGUAUUUCAACACAAGCUGUGUGUAUGAACGAUGAGGAGCCACACCCCGCAGCUGUGCACCUGGAACUGCUCCCAUUCCAGCACACCAGUGAACCUUCACACCUGUUCACACCUGAGGCCUGCGCCUCUGGAUAG
Molecule: messenger RNA, 11782 nt
Organism: Xyrichtys novacula (pearly razorfish)
Lineage: Eukaryota; Metazoa; Chordata; Actinopteri; Labriformes; Labridae
Source: the annotation of a GenBank genome assembly